UGGCUCCCCUGCUCAGUAGCUGUACCAGCGCUCCAUCUGAAAUGUCCUGUGCAGGUACUUUCAGCCCCGCCACUAUCAAUCUUGUUCAAAAAAGUUGGUCAACUGUGAAAGAGAAGGCCGGGGACGAUGGAGAUCGGAUAGUCUCAAUGCUUGUUUUCAAGAACUUCUUUGAUGACUAUCCAUCGACCAUCAGAUACUUCAAGCGGUUUGGAAAUGACCCCGAAACAAUUAUGAAACAUGAAACAUUUAUAGAACAUGCGAAAAAAAAUGUUUUUAAUUCAUUAGAUAAGACCAUUGGAGUUUUGGAGGAACCUGAGGAAAUUAAAGAAAUAGAAGAAUGGAUGGGAAAAAUACACCGGCCUAAAAGGAUCCCAAGAGAAGAUUUUAUGAAUUUGGGAAAAUGCAUUGUUAAGUCUCUCAAACAAGCCUUGGGAGAUGAAUGCACAAAAGAAGAUGAAGAAGCUUGGAAAACCGUCAUUGAUGGCUUGAUGUCUGCUUUUGCUGAGAUCAGUUCAAAAUAAAUUGCAAACAAGACAUUGAACUGCGCAUGUGUACUUCAAUUUAGGCUAUUAACUAAAUACCAAAGAAUAUAAUAUACUAUUAUCAUAAAUAUAUAAUAAUAUGUAUACAAACUAAUGAUGUUUAGUGAUAAUUAUUAAUUGACACUUAACAUUUAAAGUGAAUUUCAUUAUUAAAUUUGAAAUUUCAUACUCUCUGAAAUAUUAUGUUUUUAAAAGUUUGUACAUAAAAUAUGUUUCAUGCAUGUUUUACUUUGUUAUGCUACCCCUAUUGUUUAAUAAAAUAAAAAGUUGAAAAAGAACAAUAUGAUUCUUAAAAUCACAUGGUAGAAUUGUUACAAUGUUUAAUAUUGAC
Molecule: messenger RNA, 873 nt
Organism: Nezara viridula (southern green stink bug)
Lineage: Eukaryota; Metazoa; Arthropoda; Insecta; Hemiptera; Pentatomidae
Source: the annotation of a GenBank genome assembly